AAAUUAACAUUUUUUGUAAUCACGUGACUCAUUCACAAUAACCCGAACAGAGUUAUCGGCCUUUGAAACCCACAACAUUUAAAGAUUUUUGUUGUUUGGCAGAAACGAUGCAGCUUGGAAUUGGUUAUUUCUUGCUUCUGCUACCCACCGUAUGGGCCGACGAUUUGGCCACCCUGAGACUGGUCAACCUGGUUUACCGACAUGGCGAUCGUUCCCCUAUAGAUUCAUUUCCCACAGAUAUGCACAAAGAAGGCAGUUGGCCCCAAGGAUUUGGAUGGCUAUCUAACAUUGGAAAGCUGCAGCAAUAUCAUCUUGGAAAAUUCUUAAGGCAGAGAUACAACGGAUUUUUAAAUGAAACAUACAUUCAUGAUGAGAUCAAUGUCCAGAGUUCUGCCGUACAGCGCUGUUUGAUGAGUGCUUAUUCUAACCUUGCUGGUCUCUACCCACCUGAUGGAGGACAGAUUUGGAAUUCCAACAUCAGUUGGCAACCGAUACCUGUUAGUAUGAUUCCUACUGAAGAGGACAGUACGUUGCAGAUUUCCAAGGAUUGUCCCAGAUACGACAUGUUGAAGGAACAGGAACUGAAAACCCACGCAAUCAAGGAAGAAGAGAAGAAAAAUAAACCCUUCUAUAAGUUUCUCAGUCGGGUAACUGGUGGUCCCAAGGAAAACAUCAGUUAUGUUUGGAUGCUGGCUGACACUUUAAUUUGUGAGAGACAUCACAAUUUCAGUAGGCCAUCCUGGUUAAAUGAAACAGUUUACAAUAAGCUCAUUGCUCUUAAUACCUUGUCAUUUACACUUCUCUUUGGAACCCCUGAAAUGGCUCGACUGAAAGGAGGUCCUCUACUGAAAACAAUGUUGAACAAUAUGCAGAAUAAAAUCCACUCAAAACCAGAUUUCAAGACAAAACUGUUCAUGUAUUCAGCUCAUGAUAAAACUGUUGCGGCUUUGAGUCAUGCUUUGAAGAUCUUCAACCACGUCAUGCCUCCUUAUGCGUCCACAUUGAUUCUUGAACUUCAUCAAAACAAUCUGAAUAAAUACUUUGUCCGCAUUCUUUACAAAAAUACGACGAUGGAUUUGCACAAUUACAUGCAGCCACCCGUACCCCUGAAAUUAAAAGAUUGCCCAGUAGACUGUCCCUUUGAAGCAUUUGUAGAACUUACAAAAGAUGCCAUCCCAACAGAUUGGCUGAAAGAAUGCCAAAUUCCUGCAUUAUUUGAAACAUGGUUCUGGAUAAUGAUCAUCUCAUUCUGUCUGCUAUGCCUUCUGCUGGUCACACUCUUCUGGUUCCAUAUGCAAAGGAAACACAAUCAAGACAAAUAUGCUUCCUUACUUAGUGAAGAUUCAGAAAUGAAUUAUUCCAGCAAUUGAAAGAAAGGAACAAGCACACAAAAAAAGCCAAAAAGAACC
Molecule: messenger RNA, 1409 nt
Organism: Octopus sinensis (East Asian common octopus)
Lineage: Eukaryota; Metazoa; Mollusca; Cephalopoda; Octopoda; Octopodidae
Product: prostatic acid phosphatase
Exons: 11
Coding region: 108-1370 (420 amino acids)
Biological process (GO): dephosphorylation
Molecular function (GO): phosphatase activity
Source: RefSeq, a predicted model, not a curated record